AAUAAUUAGAAAAAGAAAAAAUAAUACAAACAUAGAAUAUAAUCUUAAUGAAAAAAGACUGAAACAGGAGAGACACGCAAACAUACAUAUCCAUCUGGAUCACAACGGUUGUUCUUUGCAUCAUCUCUUACUACCAGUAAAAGGAAAGGAAGACCAUAAUUUUGCUUUAAAAAGACAAGUGUGCGAGAGUCUGUUCUGUGUAUCAGGUUGAAGAGAGAGAUAGAGAGAGAGGAGAAGAUGACGCACACAGACGAGAUGGUGUCCAUUGAGCUACCAGCCCCUUCUUCAUGGAAGAAACUGUUUUAUCCGGAGUUUGCAGGUUCACCGAGGAAGACAAAUAUCGUGUUCGUAGCUCCAACUGGUGAAAGGAUCAGCUCACGCAAGCAGCUUGAGAAGUACCUCAAGGCUCACCCUGGGAGCCCUGUCAUCUCUGAGUUUGAUUGGACUAAUGGGGAGUCUCCGAGGCGAUCUUCCAGGAUCAGCCAGAUGGUGAAGGCUACACCAACGCCCACUCCUGAUGAGAAAGAGCCUCCCAAGAAGAGGAGACGCUCUUCUCUCUCUAAGAAGGGGGGUAAAGGGGCUGCUGCUGCUGAGAACAACGAAGAGGCGCAAGAAGGUGAGGCUGUUGCUGAGGAGAAUGUGGAGGCUGACAAGAACGGAGAGGCGGAAGAGUCUGCUGUGAAGGAGAACAAAGAGGGUGAGAAGGCUGAGGCUGAGGCUAAGGCUAAGGCUAAGGCUGAGGCUGAGGCUGAGGCUAAGGCUGAGAAGGCUGAGAAGGAGAACAAGGAGGAUGAAAAGACUGAGGCCGAAAAGCCUAUGGAAGUGGAUACCUCUGAGGUGGUGAAGAAGGCUGAGGGUGAAGGAGCCGCUGAAGAACCUCCCAAGGUUGAAGACCUCAAGGACACCGAGAUGAAAGAACCAGUGGAAGCUGUUGCUGAGGUGAAUGAAGAGGAGAAGGCUGCUGAGAAAGAGACUGAGAACAAGGACAGCGUGGCAGCAGAAGCUAACGGAAAGGAGAAUGCGCUUGCUGCCGAUGCAGAAGCUGAUAAGGUGAAUGGAACAGAAGAAGCUGAUGACAAGAAGACAGAAGCUGCAGCAACAGUAAUCGAGUGGACCGAGGGGGACGCCGCAGGCACAAGGAAAGAGUUUGUUGUUGUUUGAUUUGAGGUUUUUUUAUUUUGUAGCAUUAAAGAUUAUUAUGAGUGGUUGUUGUUGUUGUAUGUGAUGGUAGAGAACUAAUGUCUAUGUAGUUCAGUCCAUUAUCAUUAGUCUUCUUGUA
This is a messenger RNA of Brassica oleracea var. oleracea, 1279 nucleotides long. Its product is annotated as methyl-CpG-binding domain-containing protein 10-like. The record is from RefSeq and is a predicted model, not a curated record. The coding region runs from base 238 to 1161 and encodes 307 amino acids. Gene Ontology annotation, molecular function: DNA binding. Lineage: Eukaryota; Viridiplantae; Streptophyta; Magnoliopsida; Brassicales; Brassicaceae. The transcript is spliced from 2 exons.